CCGCCUGGCGCCCGGCCCGACCCAGGUGCGAGGCAGGAGCAGGAAGCAGGAAGAGCACCCCCUCGGGCUGGGGCCGGGGCGAUGGCUGCAGCCGCCCGCCUGGCCGCGCUCCUGUUGGCCGCCGCGCAGCUGCUUCGGACCGCAGGGUCUCUUGAAAUCUCCAUUCCUUCUAUGGACAACAUCACUAUUACAAUUAAACCCAGGUCUUCUAUUCCACAACCUUGUAGAAUGUGUCUCUCACAUACUUCCUGUGUAACUGAACUCAAGAUAAUGUCUGGGCAAAAAAAACAAUUUCAUUUCAACUGUUUAAUACCAGAAAAAUAUUUUGUCAUGGAAAUCCAGAGGAGUAUAGAUUGCAUAACGGGCUCAUGCCCCUUUGGAGAUGUUCACCUUUCACCAUUGGGGCUUCCUCGUCUUAACAAGACCUUCAUUUGGAAUGUGAAAGCCAGUAAAAAGGUUGGACUGCAGCUGAAAUUCUCUACUCCAUGGUUAAGGCAGAUUGGACCAACAGAGACUUGUCCAGAUUUAGUCACUUACAAUAUCAGUAAUUGCAUUGACACCACCACUGUCAACAUUGGAACCUUUUGCAGAAAUGGCUCAGUGUCUCAGGUCAAGGUGCAGGGAGGAGUUAUCAUGUCUUUACAGAUACCAUGGAAUGCAAGUCUCACCACCUCUGGCUUCAACAUAGCAAACAGAUCUUCCAUAAAAAGAUUGUGCAUUAUUGAAUCUACUUUUAAAGGAGCGUCUUCUGCAACUCUGAUGUCUCCAAACUACCCUCUGGGAUUCCCAGAAGAUGAGCUGAUGACAUGGCAGUUUGUUGUCCCGUCAAACCUCAGAGCAAGUGUUUUCUUCCACAACUAUAGCCUCUCCAACUGUGAAAGAAAAGAGGAAAGGGUGGAGUAUUACUUACCUGGUUCGAUCAGUAACCCAGAGGUGUUUAAACUGAGUGACACGCAGCCCGCCAAUAUUGCUGGUGAUUUCCACCUGUCGCUACAAGGCUGCGAUCAAGAUGCACAAAACCCUGGGAUCCUUCGUUUGCUGUUUCAGGUCAUUGUUCAACAUCCUCAAAAUGAAGAGAAUGUAACCUACUUCAUUGACUUAAGCAAAGAGAGGAAUCUCACUAUGACUAUCCUUCCAAAUGUAAUGCCCAGUGAGGGCCGUUUGGCUUUUGAGCCUGUAUGCUUGAUUUGUAAAGAUCCUAGAACCUGUGACCAUAAUCUGACUUUAACAUCUGGCACUGUACACAGAAUUUCAUUCCUGUGCAAUGACUUGGAGCGUCUGAAGAUCACAGCUGAAAAAACCAUAGCCUGUUGGGAUAUCAGAUUCUGCCAUAAGAAAUGGUAUACCCUCACUGUUCCUAGAUCCAUUGCCCAGCUGCCAAUCCGACUUGAUAAGUUUGUUUGGAAGCUGUUGGCUCCAGAAGAGAUCAAUGUGGAAAUAGUAUCUCCAUCCUUGAAGCUACAGCAACAUGUCUCAGAGCUGAAGUGCAAUGCAAGCUAUAAUUAUGGUAUCGUCAGUACAACUCAGAGGAAGGAGUUAAACCUUGGGGUAUUCUGUCCUGGGGGAGCGAUUGAAAAGAUUCAGAUGAGAGACAAUAUCACCAUCACCCUCAGAACAUAUGGCAAAAGAUUCCUCAAUGAGUCUGUUAAUCAGGAUCUGAAAAUGUCUUUUGUGCCAUUUAUUAAAGAGGAAUGCAUUUUCACUGUGACCCCAGACCCAAAAGAUAAAGUUUACCUACAGACCCCUAACUGGUAUGAUGGUCUACCUCCUCAUGUCACUGUCUCCUGGAAUAUUACGGUCCCCAGAAAGCAAGCUGCCCACCUCGCAUUCUCCAAGGACCGAAUGGGUAUUGCUUGUGAGACAGGGCGUGCCUAUGUCAACAUAAAGGAGCAAAAAUCAAGGGCUGAAGAAAUUGUGCGCCGUGAAGAUGAGCCACUGCCUGAGCCUCUAGACAUGUACCAUCAUUUCUGGGUAAACAUCUCUAACUGUAAACCAGUGGAUAAGAAGCUGUUAAGCCUGCAGUUUAGGGUGACUUUUAUGCAGAGGAAGACAGAUUUGGUGGUGAUAAUUGCUGCAGUGGUGGGGGCAGGACUACUCAUAGCCAUUGGAUUCAUCAUCUGCUGCAUUAGGAAGAAGAAGAAGAAAAACCAGAAUCCUGCAGUGGGGGUGUACAAUGCCAACGUGGGGGUGUACAGUGCCAACGUGGGGGUGUACAAUGCCAACAUCAAUACCCGAAUGCCUCGAAAACAGGCCUUUUUCAAAAAGAGGAGAGAGGAUAACAACUCCCAUGUUUAUGCAGUCAUUGAUGAAGCCAUGGUCUAUGGACACUUGCUGAAGGAAUCCAAGGGAUCAGUUGAUCCAGAAGUAGAUGUGUACCGGCCUUUUGAUGGACCCAUUGGUGAUGUACCACCUACCCCACCUCCAUUCUCUUUCAGGAAAGAGGCUAAGGUGUCUGACACACAGGACCUUCCAUCCUUGACACUGACAGAUGCUGAGAUCUACACUUUUGCACACCAUAAGCCAGAGGACUCCCAGAGUAAUGGAGACACAAAUGCAAAGAGUAAUGGAGAUGUGAGUGUGUCCUUGCUGGAAAGUAAGGAACAGGAAGGGUCUAUGGAAUAAUGUGUGCAAAAACAUGUGACUAGUGUGGAUAUGGGAGAAGAAAACUCUGUGAAAGGAAGUGCUCUCUUGCAUGCUAUAGAGGGAGGAAAAACAGAAGAGGAGACUUUUCAGCAUGUUUUGACAUGGGAUAUAUAUAUUUUAAAACCUCAACUGGUUGUUUUCAAUUUCGAAUGAACGUUUAGCAAACCUAGCAAUAGUGUAUGCUAUUCAUGAAUGUAGGUGCUCCUCUUUUGGAAACAGACAGCAAAGAUACAACUUUUCUUUUCCUGUAAAGCCAUGGAUUAUUAUAAGAGAUGGAUUAUUCAAAUCACAGGAAAUGAUUUUUGCUGAGAAAUGGAACUAGGAAACAAAAAAUGCCUCCUUGAAUGUCCUUGAUGUUGGAAGAUUGUGACCCACACCACUGACUCAAGCAGCUCUGAAUUAUUGGAAUGUUCUUACUGAAAGUUGGCUCGUUUCCCUAAUGCCUAGGAGGGCAUAAUGUAUGGCAUUUUCUUAACCUCUGUCUCCCAAAUUAGCCAAAGCAGCUUAUUCGUAUAAGUAAUUGAAAAGCAGCAUAUGCCACUACCCUGUGGUUUGCCCGUGGACAUUAUUGUGGGUUUCUGCUCUUGCGGUCCAGAACCAGGGGUAUAAUUUUCUCAUCUUCCAGUAAAUGGUAAACCAUUUUGGUAAUAUUGUGUACAUCAACAAUGAAGAUCACCUAUUUGCCUUACUUUUUGCAAAACCAGUAAUUUUUGAGAGCAUAAAAACUCCCAUUCAGAAGUCAAUGGAAUUUUUAUCUUCCUAUCUGUCAUGUUCUUAGUCCUACUACUAACAGAGGAUGCUAUGAAGAAAUAAUCAUGGGGCAAGUCUUCGUGUUUGACUUGCAAGAGUUGUUUACUUUUUUGACUUCCGUAGAUAAAGUGAAAAAAUGUGUUCCACUUAAAACAUGUAGUCAUAUUGGGUGCACAGGUAUAGGUGAACCUGCAGAGAUUAUCUAGAUAUUUAUUACAACUUUAGGUUGGGAUUUUCAAAAGCGUUUAAGUGGCAUAGGAGCAUAGCUCUUGUUAACUUCCAGUGGAACUUGUGUUCAAAAGUCAAUUUAGGUGCUGCUUUUGACAGCCCCACACUACAAAAUUAAUAGAAUUUAAUUUGAAAAACCUUGGUCAGCCUGCACUUUAGUGGGUAUAUAAUUUAAAACCAUAGCCAGAUUUCUAGAAUUAAGGAUUCACAAAACAGGCCUGUAACUGCCUUCUUAAUUUCCAUAUGCAGCUUUCAGAAUUCCAUGCGGGUGUUUUCACAGUCAGAAGUUUACCUAUUAACUUGUAAAAGUGCCUAACUUGUCUACCUAUACAGUUACUUUGGUUACUUGUGCCCUUUUGCACAUGGCUCUGGACUUGACAAUUUUAAGAUCUAGUUUCACAUGUCCACCAUGAGCUAUCACUGGUAUAACAAUAUUAGAAGUAUGACAUAAUUAAUAGAAUAAAUGUUAUAACUUGCUGAUGGUAACUGUCUGCAAUAAGCAAUCAUAAUAGUCUCAGGCUGAAGUCCUGGUCUCAUUGGAUGAGGACUUUAAUUAGACAAAGAUUCCACCAUCUGUUUUAAAUGUUUUUGCAUCCUAACUACCAGUAGCCAUUCAUUCUACUUGAACCAGUAGCACUUUCAUACAAAUGUCACACACAAAAUAAUUUCCCCACAAAAUUGCAAGUAACAGAUUGUGAGAAACGUCAGCUAAGUGUGCCUUUGUUUAUGUACUAAAGAUGUUCUGCUCAUCUUUAGCACUGUCAAUGGAGAAAUGUGCUUGUUUAUAUCCCUCUCUACUUGUAUAUUGAGACACCAGGGUAUUUUAAUGCCAUUUGAAAAUUUCCUCUUUGGUCUUUAAUUCCCAAAAUAGCUAUGGUUAUUUUUGUCAGAUAACUGAAUUUCUACCAUCUUUUUUUUAUCAGUGCAGUUUAAUAAUUCUAUCUCCACCUGGACAACAUUAUUUGAUCUGUCUCCUUUUUUGCCGGGGGGAAAUGUUGAGUGAAUUUUUUUUUUAAUAUAUAAAUAUGCAAAGCCAUAUCAUCACCUGCCUGUAAAUCUUUGCAACUUAUUAGGCAAGAUCCUGUAUUUUGUACUUUGGACAACAAACUGUAAAAUAUGCAGUAUAGGCCAAUUUUUUCUUUCCAGAUUUUUGCCAGUGAGCCAUCUGGUUUUUAUUUAACAUUUUAACUAAAUUUUUGGUACAAAAUUGAUGUUGAAAUGUGUUUAAACUUCUUUCCUAAACUGGGGUUUAUUUAUUUUCACUUAAUUUAUUUUGCUGCAUAUAAAGAAUGGGAAUAAAAACAUGUUAUUACUUGGUAGGUUUACAUUUCAGUUAAAAAUAUAAUAAAGAGAAUUACAUUUUGAGCCUGGAUGAGUUACCAGUGCAUUUUUUUUUCCUUUGCUAAACUUAAUUUGCAAAGUAGCUAGGGUGGAGUUAAAUGAUGAAAACUUCAGAAUGUCUUUGAUCAUUCUUGAAUGAUCAUCUGGGUACUUCAGAACUUGGCAUACAUCUGCAGUUCUGCUAAUUUCUGGCACUAGCUGUCUUCACAUGAGCAAAUCACACAGGAGUGAAUCUGACACUUCAGAGUACACUAACACAGCUAACAGUGCAUAUAAGUUGCACUCAACAGUGGUUUCCUGCAAGAGAAUGGAUGCUGAUUUCUGGGACAAGUUCCCUUUCCCAAGGGGAAAAAAUAUUACAUCAGCUAGCAUGUAAGUCCAGUCUUCAUACUUCAUGUUGGCAAAACUACUGUUGAUGGGAGCAUUCUUUACAGAGACAAGAUAAGAUCUGCUGUGAGUAUUUUUAUAUUUGACAGCCAUAUAGCAAAGAGAGAAUCUCAUAGAAUAAGAGCGUAUUGCUUUGGAACCCUGCUAACUUAUUUGUUGACUGUACAUAUCACAUUUUUCUUUUAUCCUUGUAGCCCUUUAAAUUCCUUUUUUUUUUUUUAAAAUGUGGUUAGAUGUGUGUUCAUAUUCUCUAUUCUUCUGUAUUAUGUUUUUUAAUUUUUAUAUGUGACUGAAGUAAAUGAUCCAUUUUCUUGG
Gavialis gangeticus (Gharial) is the source of this 5664-nucleotide messenger RNA. It is a transcript of the gene CDCP1, whose product is annotated as CUB domain containing protein 1. NCBI's taxonomy places the organism in Eukaryota, Metazoa, Chordata, Crocodylia, Gavialidae. The record is from RefSeq and is a predicted model, not a curated record. The transcript is spliced from 9 exons. Bases 82 to 2622 code for a protein of 846 amino acids.